AUGUCUCUUUCUGCAGCUUUGCUCUGCCUGCUGGCCAGCCAAGCAGUGGCGGCCCCUGCUGGCGGCCAAGACGCCGCGCCCGUCGUCCAAGACGGCAUCUUCCAGCUGCCCGUCUUUACCGUCUCGGCCGAGGAAGAGCUUGCCGCCAGCGCCGGCACCACAAAGCGCCAGGUGUCUGCCGGUCUGGACAAUGUCAAGUUUGGCGCUCGGCCGGCUGUGGCCCUGGGCACGACCAUCAUGGUCGGCACGCCGCCGCAAAAGGUCAUUCUCGAGCCCGACACCGGAUCGUCGCAGCUGUGGGUGCCCGGCUCGCAUGCUGCGCAGCCGCGUGUGGGCGACGAGUCCGUCUACUUUGACAGAGACGCGAGCACCUCGCUGAAAGACUUGAAGAAGCCAUCAGCGGCAUCCUAUGGAGAUAAGGAAUGGGUCCUUAUGAACAUGGUCAAUGACAAUGUCGCCAUCGGCGGCAAGUCAAUGGACAAGCUGAACUUUGGCAUUGGCAACAUGACGAGCCCUCACACUACGCUGGGUCGCCUUGUCGGCGUCAUGGGUCUGCUGCCCCCGAGCAAGGCGAAUAAGGAUGUUGACUUUGUCCCCCAGAAGCUGCUCGACAAGAAGCUUGUCAAGACUCGCGCCUUCAGCAUGGGGUUGCGCAAAAAGGGCCAGGGCCUGCUCACUUUUGGCGGCUACGACACGAGCAAGUUCUCCGGGUCCCUCGAGAAGCUGCCCCUCCAGCUGACCAAGUCAAGACAUUCUAACCGUGGUGGUAGCUAUGUCGUCUCGGUCAAGUCUCUUUCGUUUACCGCCAGCAAGGGCGGCAGCAGCGAGACCGUGCUCGACGACCAGAGCAUCAAGAAGCCCUUGACGAUUGGCAUCGACUCUGGCUCGCCCGCGCUGGCCCUCAAGAGCACCCUCCUCACAAUCAUCCAGGACAAGCUCCAGGGCAAGCUCACGGGGGGUCUGCUGCAGGUGGGCUGCGACGUCGUCGACGCCAACGCGCAGCUCGACUUUAACAUGUCGGACAGCACAACGAUCUCGGUGCCACUGAGCGACAUGGUGAUCAAGAAGAUUGACAAUGACAAAAACUGCCUGCUGGCUAUUCAGGCCAAUGACCAAGUGCCUGCCGAGUUGUGGAUUGGUGGUCACUUUUUGCGCCGAUCGCUCGUCGUCUACGACCCGGAUGAUAGCUGCAUCUAUGUCGCCCGCGGCGCCGACUGCGGCACGAGCCUGGUCGCGAUUGAUGGCAAGAUGCCGGCCGCGGCGGUCAAGGGCAAGUGCAGCGAAGAGGCAGUCGUCGCUGAGAAGCCCGAUGCUGGUGCAGCGGCGAGCAUUGCGGCUCUGACUCCGGAUCAGCUCUCCGCCCUCCUGGACCCGCGCAUUGACGUUGAGGAGUAG
Cordyceps militaris CM01 is the source of this 1395-nucleotide messenger RNA. RefSeq names its product candidapepsin-4 precursor. The transcript has 4 exons. The coding region runs from base 1 to 1395 and encodes 464 amino acids. The record is from RefSeq and is a predicted model, not a curated record. Gene Ontology annotation, biological process: proteolysis. Gene Ontology annotation, molecular function: aspartic-type endopeptidase activity. NCBI's taxonomy places the organism in Eukaryota, Fungi, Ascomycota, Sordariomycetes, Hypocreales, Cordycipitaceae.